This is a messenger RNA of Ziziphus jujuba (common jujube), 956 nucleotides long. Its product is annotated as plant UBX domain-containing protein 1-like. The record is from RefSeq and is a predicted model, not a curated record. Lineage: Eukaryota; Viridiplantae; Streptophyta; Magnoliopsida; Rosales; Rhamnaceae. The transcript has a single exon. Gene Ontology annotation, biological process: protein-containing complex disassembly. The coding region runs from base 70 to 843 and encodes 257 amino acids. Gene Ontology annotation, molecular function: ATPase binding.
GCUGUUUAUAUAUAUGUAUAUAUAUAAGAGAUUUGAAGAAUAAAAGAAACAAGAACAGCUGAAUGCUCAAUGACGGUUGAUUGGUCUGCUACCGUAGCUUUGAAAAGAAGAAGGUUCACAAACAUUCAUCCAAUGGACACCGAGAAAGUAAAGGCCAAGCUUGCAGCUGCAAAAGUCAAGUUUGGACGGGAAAUCCAUGUCUUUGAAACAUCAUCGCCACCAUCUUCUUAUUCACGACCAUAUGAAUAUGAAGAGACGGAUGAGUUGUAUGAGUUCACUGCAGAAGAUUACUAUCGACUAUUGUCAUUGUCAACCUCCAAGAAAAAAGAAGAUAACUUUUUGUUGAAGACUCGGAAAAUCAGAGAGGCAGAGGAGGCGGCACGCAGGUCAAAGAUAACAAGGGCCACAAUCAGGGUCCGAUUUCCUGAUAACCACACAUUGGAGACCACGUUCCAUCCAUCGGAAACAAUUCAGAGCCUGGUUGAUCUUCUCAAGAAAGUGAUAGCUCGACCAGAUUUACCAUUCUAUGUAUAUACAACACCUCCUAAAGAGAAGAUAAAAGACAUGUCACAGGAUUUCUACUCUGCUGGCUUUGCUCCUGGUGCCAUCUUGUAUUUCGCAUAUGAUAUACCACCAAAAGGGGAUCAUACUGCUCUACCUUUCCUCCAGGAAGAGAUAAUGCGUUUGAAAGGUUUGGAAUUCAUUGUUGAGCAUCAAUGUUCUGUUCAACGCUCUCAGUCUGUACCAGAACCAUCUACAACACAGGCACCAACCCCUGUUGUCCAAGAGCGUAAGCCUGCUGCAGAAAAGAAAUUAACCAAGCCAAAGUGGCUGAAAUUGUGACACCCUCAACAACUGUGUAUAUAUGAUUAUGAACUUAUCAAAUCUGUUUAAAUUUAUUACCUAUUGUUAAUGUAGUUCAUGAAUUUUAAUUCUACGAAUCUAAGUUGUGGUAA